Molecule: messenger RNA, 1247 nt
Organism: Lacerta agilis (Sand lizard)
Lineage: Eukaryota; Metazoa; Chordata; Lepidosauria; Squamata; Lacertidae
Product: zinc finger protein 239-like
Exons: 2
Coding region: 46-1062 (338 amino acids)
Biological process (GO): negative regulation of transcription by RNA polymerase II; regulation of immune system process; regulation of cytokine production
Molecular function (GO): DNA-binding transcription repressor activity, RNA polymerase II-specific
Source: RefSeq, a predicted model, not a curated record
GCUUGAAAAUAGCUUGGCAUUAGACCUGCUUGAUGUUUUCUACAUAUGUGGAGCCACCACCAGAAAUCCCCUGGCCUGGGAGCUGCCUGGCAGAGUGUGGUAGAGAACAUACUCAAAGAGUUUGGCAGAGCCACUGAACAGAAAAUGGAGGAGACUCUUCAGAAGGGAAGUCCUGAACAGGUGAAAAUGCAUAAGGCAGCAGCAGACAUAUCCCAGAGGAGUUGUUCUCAAGUAGAAGUUGAUUCUGAAAAUCAACAAGGGCCAGAAACACAAACGAACAAGUACUCUGAAUCCGGAAUGCAGAAUUGUGUCCCUUCCGAAGGAGACUCUAAGGAAGCAAGAAACCUGCAAGUUCAACAAAGAAAGCGGAUGUCAAGGAAACAGCAUCCGUGCCCUGACUGCGGGAAAGUGUUCAACAGGACCUCGGCCCUCAAUGCGCAUCAGAGAGUCCACACGGGCGAGAAGCCCUACAAGUGUGCAGAGUGUGGGAAGAGCUUCAGUAAGAGUUCGCACCUCAUUGCUCAUCAGAGAAUCCACACGGGCGAAAGGCCGUACACCUGUAUGACUUGUGGGAAAAGCUUCAACCACUCCUCACAUGUCAUUACCCACCAGAGAACCCACACAGGGGAGAAACUCUAUAAAUGCCUCGAGUGUGGGAAAAGCUUCCGGUACAGCUCCGACCUCAUCAGGCACCAGAUCGAGCACGCGGGAGAAAAACCUUACCAGUGCUCCGACUGUGGGAAGUGCUUCAACCGGAGCUCAAACCUCCUUAUUCACCAGAGAAUACACACGGGAGAGAAACCCUACAAGUGCCUCGAGUGCGGAAGGAGCUUCAGCUACAGCUCCGUCCUCAUCAAGCACCAAAAAGUACACACCUCCGAGAAGCCUUAUAAAUGUCCUGACUGUGGGGAAGGUUUUCACGUGAACGCAAGUCUCCUUACACACCGGAGAGUUCACACGGGAGAGAAACACUACUCAUGCUCACAGUGUGGGAAAAGUUUCCGAUGGAUCUCGCACCUUACCAGGCAUCAGAAGAUCCACACAGCAGCGAAACCCGUUUAAACGCUCAAAAUACUGGGAAAUCAUCCGCUGUGUGCUCGGAUCUUAAGUUGGAGUAUACUUUUGUUUAGUGUAUUCUUCCAUAUUAUUCCAUACCAUUCCAUUGAUCUCUUGUCUCAUUUUACAAUGAAAUCCACUUGGGGGAAGGAAUCUUUCCAUAUUAUUCUUUUGUAUUUGUUUGUUUGUUU